AUGGGCACCGCGAAUAUGGACAUGGGCGCCUUCUUCCGAGGGCUGCUCCCCACGGCAGUUGCUAACGAAACGGGUUUCGCUGCCAAUGACUCGAGUACGCAUAACAUGCACGCCAACGUGAUUGAGAGCCUGUUGCCACUUAUCGGACUCAGGAGCUUUGCUCCAAUGUACAGCUUCAUAGGAAACUGGCUGGGCUACGAUCCCACUUUCAUACUCACUGCAUUGGGUUUCCUCUGGGCUUCCAACAAGGUGAUGCGCCAGAUGUAUCACCUCUUCUACGGACUCAUCACUGAGCACCUGAUGAGCACCAUCCACAUCAGCAGUACGGACGACAUUUAUCUUCAUAUCAUGAAGUGGCUGGCAAUGCAGCCCAAGAUGGUCAACUCGAGAGCACUGACGGCCGAGACGGUGAGCAAGACGGCGUGGGAAGACGAGGAGGAGUCCAACGUCGCUCGCGACCUGUCUGGACUAUAUCUCAACUUCUCAAACCAGGAAGCAAGAGCCCCGCCACAAUAUGUCCCUGCUCUGGGUCUGCACAACUUUUGGUGGAAAGGCCAAUACUUCAGACUGCACCGCAAGAAGGAAUCGUUCUUGGACGAGGGCGGUGCUAACGGCAUCAGCACCUUCAAGGAUAAGGAAGACCUGAUGAUCUCGUGUCUCUGGAGAAGUCCAGAACCUAUAAAGCAACUCCUAGCGCACGCCAAGCAGAAUUACUACAGUGACCACCAGGCUAGGACCAUCGUCAAAAGACCCAGCCCUCAGAACCUACGUCGGUAUGGCGGCCACUAUAACUGGCAGCAGGUUGCCAACCGGCCAGUGCGAGAUAUGCGAACCGUAGUGCUUGACCAGCGCCAGAAACUGCGGGUCCUUGCCGACAUCAACGAGUACCUGCACCCCGAGAGCCCGCGGUGGUACGCAAACCGAGGCAUCCCGCUAAGACGAGGAUACCUCUUCCACGGUCCCCCGGGUACCGGAAAGACAUCUCUGUCCUUCGCCCUAGCCGGCGUCUUCGGACUCGACAUCCACGUCAUCUCCCUCCUAGAGCCCAGUCUGACCGAAGAAGAUCUAAGCGCCCUGUUCAACUCGCUCCCCCGUCGCUGCGUGGUUCUUCUCGAGGACAUCGACACAGCUGGCCUCCGCCGUCCAUCCGAAGAGCUCGAGCAGGUCCAGAAACCCAAAGACGACAAAUCCAGCAAGGACGACGCGAAGAGCACGCCCAACGACUGGAAGGUCAGCGACCUAGCCAAGGCCCUCAAGAAGGACACCGACGACCAGAAAAAGGGCAUCUCCCUAUCCGGACUUCUAAAUGCCAUUGAUGGGGUCGCAAGCCACGAGGGCCGAGUCCUGAUCAUGACGACAAACGUCCCCGAGUCCCUCGACGACGCCCUGAUCCGGCCCGGUCGGGUCGAUCUGCAAGUCGCCUUCACGAACGCGACCAAGAUACAAGCGCAGGAACUCUUCAUCCGGAUGUACGAAGGCGACCAGGGCCGGCCGCGCCACAGCAGGGCCAAGCAGCAGGAGCCGGGCACCCCGAUGAACGGGAAGAGCGCCGAAGCGCCCACCAACGACCACACCACCACCGCCGCCGCCCCGCUGGCGCCCGAGACCUCGAGCGCCGUGGCGUCGGGCGACCUGGACAUUUCGCUCGACGAGCUGCCACACAUCGCACGGGAAUUUAGCGACAGAAUCCCCGACGGCGAGUUCUCGCCCGCCGAGAUCCAGGGCUACCUGCUCAAGCGCAAGAAGCACCCGCGCAAGGCGCUGGAGGAGGCCGGGGUGUGGGCCGAGGCCAUGGUGCGGCAGAAGGCUAGCAAGACCAAGAUCUUGCAGGUGCAAUAG
Anthostomella pinea is the source of this 1839-nucleotide messenger RNA. The record is from the annotation of a GenBank genome assembly. NCBI's taxonomy places the organism in Eukaryota, Fungi, Ascomycota, Sordariomycetes, Xylariales, Xylariaceae.